Messenger RNA from Arxiozyma heterogenica, 1305 nucleotides. It is a transcript of the gene RPT5, whose product is annotated as proteasome regulatory particle base subunit RPT5. Gene Ontology annotation, cellular component: proteasome regulatory particle, base subcomplex. Gene Ontology annotation, molecular function: ATP binding; proteasome-activating activity; ATP hydrolysis activity. The transcript has a single exon. NCBI's taxonomy places the organism in Eukaryota, Fungi, Ascomycota, Saccharomycetes, Saccharomycetales, Saccharomycetaceae. The record is from RefSeq and is a predicted model, not a curated record. The coding region runs from base 1 to 1305 and encodes 434 amino acids. Gene Ontology annotation, biological process: proteasome-mediated ubiquitin-dependent protein catabolic process.
AUGGCUACUUUAGAAGAACUGGAUUCCCAAAACUUGCAACAAGACGAAGAAUUGGAUCAGGAGAUCCUAAGCUUAUCCGCACAAGAAUUACAGACAAGAAGUAAGCUCUUAGAUAAUGAAAUUCGUAUUUUCAAAUCAGAAUUACAAAGAUUGGCUCAUGAGAAAAAUGUCAUGAUAGAAAAGAUCAAAGAUAACAAAGAAAAGAUUAAGAAUAAUAGACAAUUGCCUUAUUUAGUGGCUAAUGUCGUCGAAAUAAUGGAUUUAAAUAAAGUCGAUUCAAAAGAAAAUAGCGAAUCCAGCACACAAGGUGGUAAUGUGAAUCUCGAUAAUACAGUGGAGGGUAAAGCUGCAGUAGUAAAAACUUCUUCCAGACAAACCGUGUUUCUACCAAUGGUUGGUCUUGUGGAUCCAGAUAAAUUGAAACCAAAUGACUUAGUUGGUGUUAAUAAGGAUUCUUAUUUGAUCUUGGACACUUUACCAUCAGAGUUCGAUUCCAGAGUGAAAGCCAUGGAAGUUGACGAAAAACCUACAGAAACCUAUUCAGAUGUUGGUGGAUUGGAUAAACAAAUUGAAGAACUGGUGGAGGCCAUUGUAUUGCCCAUGAAAAGAGCUGAUAAAUUUAAAGAACUGGGAAUCAAGGCACCAAAGGGUGCCUUAAUGUAUGGUCCUCCUGGUACAGGUAAGACUCUUUUGGCACGGGCAUGUGCUGCUCAGACUAAUGCCACUUUCUUGAAGUUGGCUGCACCACAAUUGGUUCAAAUGUUUAUUGGUGAAGGUGCAAAGUUGGUUCGUGAUGCGUUUGCUUUGGCUAAAGAAAAGGCACCAACUAUUAUCUUUAUCGAUGAAUUGGAUGCUAUUGGUACUAAACGUUUUGAUUCAGAAAAAUCUGGUGAUAGGGAGGUUCAAAGAACUAUGUUAGAAUUAUUAAAUCAAUUGGAUGGGUUCAGUUCAGAUGAUAGAGUCAAGGUUCUUGCAGCUACAAAUAGAGUUGAUGUCUUGGAUCCUGCCUUAUUAAGAUCAGGUAGAUUGGACAGAAAAAUUGAAUUUCCAUUACCAACAGAGGAUUCAAGAGCACAAAUUUUGCAAAUCCACUCUAGGAAGAUGACUACAGAUGAAGAUAUAAACUGGCAAGAGCUGGCAAGAUCUACUGAUGAAUUCAAUGGUGCCCAGUUGAAAGCUGUCACUGUGGAAGCUGGUAUGAUUGCUUUAAGAAAUGGCCAAUCAUCAGUGAAGCAUGAAGAUUUUGUGGAAGCUAUAGGGGAAGUUCAAGCAAGAAAAUCAAAAUCUGUUUCAUUCUAUGCAUAA